AUGUCCGACUUUGGUAGAAAGAAUUUUUCCGAUAAAGUUACCGAAGCUGUCAAGCCAGAUUCGGAAAAGAAUGGGUUGGAACAGGCCAAAGAAGCCAUCACCAACAAGGCUGAUCAACUUGGCUCUAAAGCUCAACCAGAGAGUGAAAAGUCUUACCUUCAAAAAGCUUCUGACGCCAUUGCCGGGACCACCCCUGAAGAUUUGCAAAAGACUGCUGGUGAGUAUGUUGAGUCUGCUAAGCAAUAUGUCAACAAUGCUCUUGGUAACGGUGGUAACAAUAGUAAAUAA
Saccharomycopsis crataegensis is the source of this 288-nucleotide messenger RNA. RefSeq names its product lipid-binding protein HSP12 (gene HSP12). The record is from RefSeq and is a predicted model, not a curated record. NCBI's taxonomy places the organism in Eukaryota, Fungi, Ascomycota, Saccharomycetes, Ascoideales, Saccharomycopsidaceae. The transcript has a single exon. Bases 1 to 288 code for a protein of 95 amino acids.